Molecule: messenger RNA, 6093 nt
Organism: Thamnophis elegans (Western terrestrial garter snake)
Lineage: Eukaryota; Metazoa; Chordata; Lepidosauria; Squamata; Natricidae
Gene: SDR16C5
Product: short chain dehydrogenase/reductase family 16C member 5
Cellular component (GO): lipid droplet
Molecular function (GO): oxidoreductase activity, acting on the CH-OH group of donors, NAD or NADP as acceptor
Source: RefSeq, a predicted model, not a curated record
GUCCUCCCGCCCUCUCGGCAGCGGGAUAACUGUGCUGAGCGGUGGAGAAUUUCCUGCUUCCCCUGGAGAAACCGACCCCUGUCCGUCAACUUCUCCUUUCCACAGUAUUGGCUGAACAGUGGGGAAGGUGAACUCGCUCCUGGAACUGCAGAUUAGAAUACAAUUAGACUAAGCAGUCCUCCGAACGGAGCGCAGGUGGUAGGACCGCCUUUGGGGUGGAUGGGCGGGUCUUCUUCUGGACCGCCAUCUAGAGCCAUCUGCGCUGACGGGGCUAUUUCGUGGCGGCCUUCUUGUUCGCAGUACGGGCGUAAUCUUUUCCUCUUCAGAGAGGUCUCGGACCGGAGGAGUAAAAUAGCUGAGUAAUCUUAAACGUGGUCUCCAAAAUGAAUUUCUUCCUGGAAACACUGAAAACUAUUUUUCUGUGUAUAUAUUAUCUGAUGGAUUUUUUUUUAUCGUUUAUCUAUGCACGGAAGAAAAAUGUUGCUGGUGAAAUAGUGCUUAUAACUGGAGCUGGAAGUGGAAUGGGAAGGCUGAUGGCUUUAAAAUUUGCUCAACUUGGAGCUACUUUAGUUCUUUGGGAUAUUAAUCUGGAAGGAAUCAAAGAAACAGCUAGAUUAGCCCGUAAAAUUGGGGCUGUGAGAGUACAUGACUACAUUUGUGAUUGCAGCAAAAGGCAAGAUGUCUAUCAAGUGGCAGGCCAGGUGAAAAAGGAAGUUGGCGAUGUUAGUAUCCUGAUUAAUAAUGCUGGCAUCAUAACAGGAAGGAUGUUUUUGGACACCCCGGAUAUGCUUCUAGAGAAGAGUAUUCAAGUGAACACAAUGGCACACUUCUGGACUGUCAAAGCAUUUGUUCCAGCCAUGGUAGCUUCUAAUCAUGGACAUGUGGUGACUAUUUCAAGUGCAGCUGGUUUUUAUGGUGUCAACAAAAUGGCAGAUUACUGUACAAGUAAAUUUGCAGUUCUGGGUUUUGCUGAAUCUCUAGCUUUAGAGAUGUUGGCAAUGAAAAAGAAUGGUGUUAAAUCUACAAUUGUCUGUCCAUAUCUAGUGAAUACUGGAAUGUUUGAAGGCUGUGAAACAAAGUGGUCUAACUUGCUGCCCAUUAUAGAUCCAGAAUAUGCUGUUGAAAGAAUUGUGUCUGGGAUACCGAAUGAACGAUAUAUCUUUAUACCACGAAGGCUACAGUUGUUUAACAUGAUAAAAAGCACUGUUCCUGCAAAAGCACUUGAUAUCCUUUAUGACUAUUUUGGAAUUUUAAAAGUUAUGAAUAGAUAAGGUCGGACAAAGAAGAUGGAUGAUCACAAAUAUCAGACAAAAUCAAUAAAACCUCCAGGUUCCCUUGACUAAUUAUAAAUUGAAAAGCCAAUAUAUAGAACUUCCAAUUUCAUUUUGUUGCUGAAAGGGUACACUUAAAACAACAAAUCUGGAAUAGCUUACUAGCAACAAGUUAAUAAUGGGAAAAGAAUAUGAAUAAUUUUAACUACAAAUGUUUUUACAAUUACCUAAAUAUAACUUAAUAGUGGUGCUUUAUUUUAAUAAAAAUUAUUUAGUUAUAGGGAACAAAUUACUUUUGGUGGACUGUUAGCGAAACAAGGAAAAUGUAAACUAAUGAUAUAAGGUGAAGAUGCUCAAGACCUAGUUGUCUAAUUACCCCCCAUUUGGCUCAGGAGAUUGUGGUUUUUCACUUUAGAUGAGAAGAGGAAGAAGUUCUUGUUAUCUCCCCCAAAAUGCCCAGGUAUUAUUUCAUAGUUAUGUUCUGUAUCCUAAUCCAGACUGACUACAACUGCCCACCUAGAAGUUGAAUGGGAACAUCUCAUGGGCUUUCCAGACCUUGCAGUAGAAAAAUGUUAGCUUCAAAGUACCCAGCCAUAACAAUAUUGUAUCAGCUAACUUGGCAUUUAGAUACAAAAUUAAGAGGCUUACAGCACUAGCAAAAUUUUUGAGUUCAAUUAUCGCUCAGAUUUUUCACAAUAUUUAUACCUCUGCUUGGAUAUACUCUGGUAAGAAUCACAGGCCUUUAUCUAAUUAAAUUAGCUAUUUUAAAAUACAAUUACUAAAAACACUAUUUUAAUAUUAGCAAAUUUUAAAUUGUGUAAUGAGCAGUCUCCAAUCAACAUUUUUUUAUUACACUCUGCACUUCAAGGACCAUCUAUUUCGAUGUGAAACUGUUUUUCUUGGAAACAGUUUAUGAACGUUUUGAUUCACUUCUCUUGCAAAAGUUUCUUAACGUGCUUUCUUUCAUUAAAAUGUUGUUUAUAAUUAUUAAAAUUAUAUUAUAGGAUCCAUCCUGAUGCAAAUGCUUCACAUGAAAAUUAUUGCACCUGUUCUUGUGAAAUAUAAAAUGCUUUGUCUUAUACCUCUAAUUUUAUUGCAUCCCAGCCAAAAAUGAAGUUGGUACCAUAGUUUUGUUUAUUCUAUUCCAGAUUAUGUAUGAGAGAUCAGGUAAUAGAUGUCAGUUGGGUCAACUGAUUGACUUCAAAUCUAUGAAGUAUAGGGGCAGAGUCUAAUGAAAAAUGCAGGGAGAGAGAGAAACCCACUACCAUCACCAUACCCAAAUGUUUAAAUUGCCAUAAAAUAUAACAGUGAAUUACCGUAUAUUUCCAGAAGCCUGUUUACUGUUUUAUGCAGCUUGAGUUAGUCCAUGAUAAAGUUUUAUCUUGAGUAUUUGAUAAAUCUAUGCAACUCUAACGUAGCAACCUUGUUAAGGUUAGGGCAGGAUUCAUAGGCCUGAAACUUCACUAGAAUAGAUCUCUUUCUGAAUUCGGCUUCUGAUCUGGGAAAAGAUCAAAUAAUUAUCAGAGAUUAGGCCUCCAAUUCACUACAUAGCCCUAAUACAGAGCAUAUAUAAUCUCUUUCACUUAAUCAGUAACUUUAGAUACCUUAGCUCAGGGGUGUCAAACUCGUGUCGCCACAUGACGCAUUGUGACUUUUUUCCUUUGCUAAACUGGGUCUGGAUGGUGGCCAGAGUGUGAUGCAUCUGGCCCGUGGGCUGCAAAUUUACCAUCGCUGCCGUAGCUGUAAAGUUAUUUCAUAUAAAUACAUAGUAAAAAUGACCAUCACAUGAUCAAUUUAUGCCAAGAAACCAGUUAGGUUUAUUAAUUAUUUGCUGGGUCUUAACUCCUACUUAUUUCGGUGUUGGCUGUUGAGAAUGAAUGUGUUCUGGUCUUUUGUUUAAGUUUUUAUUGUCUCUUUUGCAUAUUGUGUAAAUAGAUUUAUUUCUAUGUAUCAAUUGGUGGCUGAUCUGUUUUAAUUCCAAGCUUUCAGGAAUUCACAUCUUACAAUUAACACACUGUUACAACAACAUGGCAUCAUAGUAGCACACAAAGUAACUAAAACCUUUCAAACAUCUUAAAUAAAGCAAAAGAGACAACAGCCCGAGGCAACAAAAUAGGAGUCAUCUACAAUAUACAGUGUAAACAUUGUACAGACAAUGUUUAUGUAGGACACACAGACACAAGACUUCUCACUGGGAAACUGAACAUCCUAAACAAAGCUAAAUCCAAAACACUAGGGAAUUGGUGUCACUAGGCUAUUGGUGGAGGCUCUGGGGAAAGGCCAGAGCCGGGGAAUGGCGCAUUCCCCAACCCAAGCAAGGUGAGCAGGCAGAGGCCCCAGGGCGAGCCCAGGGAUGCUGGGGAGGAGGGGCGGCAAGCUCCGAGGACAAUGGGGGGAUUAGCACAAGUCGCAGGCUUACCUGUAGGCAGGAGAAGCCAGAUCAGGGCCACUCAGUUGGGGCACACAGACAUGCAUCGCAUGGGAAGGCAGCUUAAGCAGGCAACUUAGAGUAGAGACUGCGCAUGUGCAAGCGAGGACCCACACACAGUGAAGAGUGACUACGCCAUGUGACAUAUUGGGGCAUUUUUCUCCUUUCCUAAUCCAGACAUGGGCAUGGCCAGAGCAUAACACAUCCAAUCCAUGGGCUAGGAGUUUGACAGCCCUGCUCUAGAAUGAAGUGAUAAUAGAUUCAAGUCUAUUCUCAGAUGUGGAAUUUCACUAGGUAACAUAGUUGAUUUGCUACAGGGAAGCACAUUAGUAAAAGAAAUAAGAUUAUUAGCAAUAAAUCAAUUGUUUUGAAAAAAAUAUAUUUUGCAAUAUUUUUUUUCUGAAAUGACCACUGUAAAUGUGACCUGGCCCACUGGAGGCAGUGGAGUUAUUGACAAUUUUAAGUUUCUCUAGUUUACUAAAUGCAUGUUACUACUACUAGAGAACAAAAAUCUAAACUCCUUUAAUUAGAAGCAUGUGAUUGGCAAUAAAAGGAAGUAAUUGCAGCUUCAGAAACCAGGAAAAGAUGGAAGAAUGAAAAGAAUGUGUGUGUGUGUGUGUAUUCAUAAGUCUAAUGACAUUUCUUAUUUUCUAAAUUGUUUUAAUCUUAAAACUUGCCAGGAAAUAGGAGCUACUGAGACUUUGUUUUAUUAAAACAAUUUAUAUAGGCUGUCCAAUUCACAAUGACUUGGGAUUAUGUACAUUAAAAAGACAAUUUCAUCCACAUCCUCACCUACAAAUUUUCAAUAAUUUUAGAAUAAUUUACCUCACUGUACACUGUAAAAGUGUAACUUCAUGACUAAUGGCUUGAUAAAUAAAUAAUAUAUUUUAAUGUAUAGUACACAAAUAGAUUAAUAGACCUUUUCAGGUCUUUCUCUAUAAACAAUUGUUGCAUCUAGGAUAGUCAUCAAGUAAAAAACAGUGUUUUCUGUUAAGGUCAAUUCCAGAAAACUCAUGCAGUUUUCUUUACAAAAUAUAGAAAUUGGGGGGGGGGGGGGGAUCUAUUCUAUUUUUUCCUACCAAUCUCAAUUCUACAGCCUUUGUAUUCCAUAGAGACCUUCCAUCAAUUACAACCAGGCCAAUCUUAUUUAGCAUUUAGGAAUAUUACCUAGUUGUUAAACGGGCAUCAAAGCAACUUGAGUUGUAGUAAACUUUAUAAAUGCUUUUUAGUUUAGUAUUUAAACAUCAACAAUGCUGUGUACACGCCUUACUAUUUUUCCCAAUGUAUUACAUACAUCAAUAUAACAGUCAUAUUUCUAAUAGUAUCUGAAAUUACCUUAAUUAUCUAGAAGACAAAUAUAAUUACCAAUAACGAUUUAUUCUAGAAAAAAGAAUCGAGCCAUGUUUUUGUACUUGAAAGACUUAAUCAAUCCAAAUUCUUUCUAAGAUCAUGAACAGGCAAAUAAUAUAUUUAUAUUAAUAAUACAUUGAUAUAAUAAUUGUGUCAUAAAUCUCCCUACUCAUGCAGAAAUUCAAAUUACAGUAUUUCAAAUAAAUCCAUCUAGUUUGUUUCUAUAUCUGAAGAGAUGUAUAUCAGCUACUUUAGUUAAUUGAUUAAAAUGCAUUAUUUUCCAAGAUUGUCAGUUUUUGUUUUUCUGUAUCUUAAAUUCAUUUCACAAUAGCGUAUGUCUGUAAUAUAGUAAGAGAACAAAUCUUGAUCUUUUGUAAAUGACAUCCUCAGGUUUUGAAAAUCUCAUAUCUUCUCUAUCUGUAAUCUUAACGCUUCAUAUCUCCAGUAUAUUCAUAAAACUAAUAGACCCAUUUCAUCCACCAGACCUGAAAAAAUACUAUCUUGGGAGUGAAGGAUAUCGUAAAAAAACAAUUAAACUAUUUAUGAAUAUUUGUGGAUUCUGAAAAAUCCGCAAUGGAGUAUUUUAAAAGAUCAAGCCAACCAACAAUUUCACAUCAGUACUUAUUUUGCAGACAUUCUAAGAAUAGUUGAUAACUUGUCACUGCCCUCUAGUCACUUUUCAUCCUUAAUUCUCUGUAAUCCAAUUCUAUAUAAUGCCAUUUUGAAAAAUUGAAGAUUCAACAGUUAAACAGGGGCAGAAAACAUAAAUGUAAAAUCCAAACUUUUGUGUUGAACACAUGACCCACAUUAGUUGAGUUCAGGAUUAAGAUACAGUAAUAAACAAUUGUUUAUUUAAUAAUUUUACUAAAUAUGGGAAAAGUUUCAAUAUUGUCUGAAAUGUUGCUGUAAUUUUUCACAUUCUAAUUUCAGUAUAGCUGCCUAGGAAAUAAUGGAGAACUGUGUCUACUCAGCAUCAAAAAAACAUUUUUAAAAAGAAUCAUAAGACAUAUGUAUCACACUUAAAAUUCUUGUUUCAACACAAGU